Mesitornis unicolor (brown roatelo) is the source of this 1173-nucleotide messenger RNA. It is a transcript of the gene REN, whose product is annotated as renin. The transcript has 10 exons. Gene Ontology annotation, biological process: angiotensin maturation. Gene Ontology annotation, molecular function: aspartic-type endopeptidase activity. NCBI's taxonomy places the organism in Eukaryota, Metazoa, Chordata, Aves, Mesitornithiformes, Mesitornithidae. Bases 1 to 1173 code for a protein of 390 amino acids. The record is from RefSeq and is a predicted model, not a curated record.
AUGCCCAGGCAGAGCGCGAUGCUGGCCGGACACAGCCGCAGGGUGCAGCAGUGUCUGCUGGUCUUGGCCGUGAUCUGGGGCGCCAGCUUCUUCUCUCCACCAGCCCAGGCUCUGCAGAGGAUCGCGCUGCGAAGGAUGCCCUCCAUCCGCCAGACGCUGCAGGAGAUGGGGAUGAAGGGGGCUGACGUCUUCCCCACCCAGUAUUUCGGCGAGAUCAGCAUCGGCACCCCCGCGCAGACCUUCAAGGUGGUCUUUGACACAGGCUCGGCCAACCUGUGGGUGCCGUCCUACAAGUGCUCCCCCCUCUACAGCGCCUGCGUUUCCCACAGCCGCUAUGACUCUGCCAAGUCACGGACGUACAUCGCCAAUGGCACGGACUUCGCUAUCCACUAUGGGACGGGCAGCCUCAAAGGCGUCCUCAGCCAGGACAUCGUCAUGGUAUCAGACAUCCCCAUCAUCCAGGUCUUUGCGGAGGCGACGGCGCUGCCCGCCUUCCCCUUCAUCUUCGCCAGGUUUGAUGGGGUGCUGGGGAUGGGCUACCCCAGCCAGGCCAUCGACGGCAUCACCCCCGUCUUCGACCACAUCCUCUCCCAGCAGAUCCUCAAGGAGGAUGUGUUUUCCGUCUACUACAGCCGCGCCUCGAAGAACUCCCCUCUGAAACCAGGGGGGGAAAUAAUCCUCGGAGGCAGCGACCCAGCCUACUACACCGGAGAUUUCCACUACUUGAACAUCAGCAAGAGCGGCUACUGGCAGAUCAGCAUGAAGGGAGUGUCCGUAGGGGCUGAGAUCCUGUUCUGCAAGGAAGGCUGCUCGGUGGCCAUUGACACAGGAGCAUCCUUCAUCACUGGCCCAGCCGGCCCCAUCUCUGUGCUGAUGAAAGCCAUCGGGGCCACAGAAACGGCCGAGGGAGAGUACCUGGUGGACUGUGACCAGGUCCCUCAGCUGCCCAACAUCUCCUUCCACCUGGGUGGGAAGGUUUACACACUCAGCGGCUCUGCCUACAUCCUCCGGCAAUCCCAGUACGGGGAGGACGUCUGCGUGGUGGCGUUCUCAGGGCUGGACAUCCCACCCCCGGCUGGACCCAUCUGGAUCCUGGGCGCCAGCUUCAUCGGGCACUACUACACCAAAUUCGACCGGCGCAACAACCGCAUCGGCUUUGCCACGGCCCGCUGA